Diaporthe amygdali is the source of this 963-nucleotide messenger RNA. RefSeq lists its product as uncharacterized. The record is from RefSeq and is a predicted model, not a curated record. NCBI's taxonomy places the organism in Eukaryota, Fungi, Ascomycota, Sordariomycetes, Diaporthales, Diaporthaceae. The transcript has 7 exons. The coding region runs from base 1 to 963 and encodes 320 amino acids.
AUGGGUGUCCAAUUCCCGCUCGAGAAAGCUGGGCAGCUAUCUGUUUUCGCAGUUGCUCUAGUCUUUGCAGUACUGUCUUUGGUUGCCACGGCUCUGCGAUUAUGGAGCCGUCAUAAGCUGGGACGAUCAUUAGAUGCUAGCGACUACUUGAUGAUUGCUUCAUGUGUAACAACAGUUGGUCUAUCGAUAAUCAUCGAGCUCGCUAUAAUCAACGCUGGCUUGGGCUUCCAUGUUUCAGAGAUCAUCGACAGAUUCGGUGUCCAAAGCGGAUCAGAACAGUUCCUGAUUUAUCUCCUAGCCGCUCGAAUAACCACAACUCUAAGCCUCGCCUUGAGCAAACUCUCCAUCCUCGCGUUGUGCUGUCAUUGUGGUCCCUCCACUGAGCUUUGGAUUGUGGCAGGAUCAUUGAAUAUUCUGACAGACCUCAUUGUGCUCAUUAUCCCUAUGCCUUACCUCUUUAAGCUGGAGAUGACAAUGUACAAAAAGGUUACUUUGAUGGUAACGUUUGGUCUCGGGCUGGUCGUCUGUAUCAUAAGUGCCGUCAAAGUCGCCCUCCUACCAUCCGUCGAUACCGGCGACAUCACAUUCUCGAUUCAACACGCCAUGAUCAUGACAGUCCUCGAAUCAUCGCUUGCCGUGGUCCUGGCGUGCAUCCCGGUCUUACGUCCUCUGUUUAGGAGUGCGGUAUCCACGCUUCGGACAAAGAGCGCGUUGGGCAACUACAGUACCGCGGCCAGGAAGAGCCAGAAGCCGAGAACAGGAGGCUUUUCGGUGAUCGAGGAACAACCACUGUCUUCAGCUCCUGCGCCUCUGCCGAGGAGGCCUGAGCUCACCUACUUCAGCGCGGAAGCUGUAAGAGCUAGUUGCAGUGAGAGCAAGGAUGGUGAAGAUGUGGAGAUGGGAGGCAUUACUGUGAAAACCGAGUUCAUUGCAAGGUACAGUCAUGUUAGUGCCCUGUCAUAG